AUGUUUAAAGUAAUAGCAUAUGGUCUUUUACUGGUCUGUUUACUUGUCUAUUGUGCUUAUCAAGCUAUCAUAAACCGUAGCAAGAUCUCGGGAUUCAUUGAAUAUGUCACUCCUCCUAAGUACUCUCCAAAUAACCCAAAAGUAAGCACUGUAUCGAAAAAGUAUAUUACCCCGAGAAUUAAUAAUGCAACAGAAAUAAUUGAUUUUAAUAGAGAUUUUCCUGUCCCAUCUUUGCCUUUUCGGUUAGAUGAUACAGAUUUGCUGAAGGCUGAAGAACUGACAUGUGAGCCGGAGUCUUUUGGGUAUUCUAGAGAAAAAGGGGAGCUAGUUUUUCCAGAGUAUAUUUACCCAAAAUGUUCUCAAGUAAACAACCAAAACGACACACGCUUAAAAAUCAAUGACGGAUUUCUUUAUAUGGACUGUCCUGGAAAAUUUAAAGGGAGAUAUGUGACUGGACCAGUCAAUAGUCAGAAAUUGGCAACCCAAGAUGAGCUUUAUGACCUUUGAGAAGUCCACGACUACAAAAAGCCUGCAAAGCUCUCUGAAAACACAGAAUUUGCUAUUGGUUCAUGUGAAGAAAACCCUACAAAAACUUACAAAGAAGCUUACAUGACCCCGAAUUUCAAUGAGCCAGCCUAUAAAGAAGCAAAACAAAAAGUCACAGGUAAGCCAAAGAUCAUAUUUUUGCUGACCUUGGACUCAGUAUCUAGACGGCACUUUUUCAGAAAGCUUCCAAAGACAAUAGAAUAUUUAAACGGACUUAAUAGAAAAGACGAGUAUUUUGUAUUUGAUUUUAAGCUGCACAAUAUUUUAGGGGCCACGUCAGUAGGCAACCAGGUGCCGAUUUUUGGUGAAAAAGAAAAAUACAAUGAAGAUUAUGGCGGAAGUAAAAAUAUUGAUUAUAUAGGAGAAACUGCUUUAUGAAAUAUAUUGAGGGAGCAUGGAUAUAUUAGCUUAAUUGGCUUAGAAAAUUGUGAUAAUUAUUUUCCUAAGUCGUUAGGAAGAAUUCCACAUGCGGAUUAUGUGAUAAAUCCGUUUUAUUGUGCUGUUUAUAAAUAUACAGAUUAUAAACUUGAUAUAGAAUUUGCAUUGAAGCAAAGAUGUUUAGGAGCUUAUAUGACUCAUUAUUAUGCUUUAAAUUAUACUUAUAACUUGGCAGGGAUGAAUCAAGGGGUAAAUCAGUUUCUUUAUCUGCAUUUAAAUGCUGCCCACGAAGCUACAGGGCUGCAUGCAGCUACACUUGAUGAGGAUUUGCCUGAUUAUUCUUUUUUCCUCUAAAUUUACCUAGAUUAUACCUUAUAAUAAGUAAUUUUUUUUAAAAAUACCAGUCAAUUUAAUGCAGUUUAUAUAGAAAAAUUUUUAACUUCUUAUGGCAAAACUCACGAUAUUUCAAUAUUUUUAGGUGCUGACCAUGGCAUGCGCUAUGGAGACUGGUUUAAAGAGCUUUCCGCCUAUCAAGAGCAUAAGCUUCCAAGCUUAUUUUUAAUCACAAAUAGAGAAUUUUUAUCAAAAUUCCCAAAUGCUUAUGAAGCUUUAUCAAUGAACACCUUAAGAUUGACAUCAAAGCGUGAUAUCAGAAAAACCCUGCUGUACAUGGCAGGAAUUGAUGAAAACACUGAAUUUGGGGUCAAUUUAAUGAAAGAAAUCUCUCCUAAAGCCAGAACCUGCAAAGACGCAGGUAUCAAACCAUUAGAAUGCUCCUGCUCUCAAAUGCUACCAGUUGAAAACCCUGACCCUGAAUUUAAGCAUUUUCUAACCAGACUGCAAAACCUUGUAGAAGUAACCAUAAAUGCUCAGUCCUAUGCAAGUCCUAUACACAGUAAAGGCUCUAUCUGCCAAAAAGUCUAUAUAAAUCAAAUAGAAAAAGCUUAUUCUCUACAAACUUCUAAUGUCGAAGAAUUUAUCCGCAUUGAAAUGUCUGUGAUUGGACACCCAAAAGUAAGGUUCCAGGCAACUAUCUUUGUGAGUUCUUAUUAUUCUGAUUUAUUGACGUAUUCUUCUAUGAGAUAUAACUCAAAUGCUGAGGUGUUUAGGUCUUCAAGAGUAAGAAGCAAAAUUAUUAAUAUUUCGAGGCUUGAUAAAUAUGCAGGAAAAUGCGAACUUAUUGCAAUUAAUGCGGGGCUUAGAGCGGAUACUUGUUUAUGUACUGAUGAAGUAUUAGAAAAUAUGCUUGUAAGGGGUAAAUAGGAGAAUUAUUUGGAUAAAAAAAUAAUUUUUAUAUUAAUAGGUAGGGGAGGAUAGUUAA
This is a messenger RNA of Blepharisma stoltei, 2245 nucleotides long. NCBI's taxonomy places the organism in Eukaryota, Ciliophora, Heterotrichea, Heterotrichida, Blepharismidae. The record is from the annotation of a GenBank genome assembly.